This is a messenger RNA of Sphaeramia orbicularis (orbiculate cardinalfish), 680 nucleotides long. Its product is annotated as gamma-crystallin M2-like. The coding region runs from base 102 to 635 and encodes 177 amino acids. The record is from RefSeq and is a predicted model, not a curated record. Gene Ontology annotation, molecular function: structural constituent of eye lens. The transcript is spliced from 3 exons. Gene Ontology annotation, biological process: lens development in camera-type eye; visual perception. NCBI's taxonomy places the organism in Eukaryota, Metazoa, Chordata, Actinopteri, Kurtiformes, Apogonidae.
AGUCUUUUUGCUGUGGGUGCGUUUUAUAGUGUUGGUAUAAAUGUGAGCGUCAGCGUCGGUGGGUCCAGGCUGAAGGCGGGUCCACCUUAAACGGAGCAGACAUGGAGCGAACAGGGAAGAUCUACUUCUAUGAAGACAAGAACUUCCAGGGCCGAUCGUACGAAUGCAGCAGCGACUGCCCGGAGCUCAGCUCCCACUUCAGCCGCUGUAACUCCAUUCGUGUGGAGGACGGGGCCUGGGUGGUCUACGAGAGACCCCACUACAUGGGCUACCAGUACGUCCUGAUGAGGGGCGAGUACCCGCACUACCAGAGCUGGAACGGCUUCAGCGACACCAUCCGCUCCUGUCGACUCAUCCGACAUACCUCUGGCAGACACCGGAUCCGGAUCUACGAGCGUCCGGACUUCAGCGGUCAGAUGAUGGAGUUCAGUGAGGACCUGGCCAACCUGCAGGACCGCUGGAGGUACCGCCACGUCCACUCCAGCCACGUCCAGGACGGGGUCUGGGUCUUCUACGAACAGCCCAACUACAGGGGGCGCCAGUACCUGCUGGGGAAGGGCGAGUACCGGCGCCACGCCGACUGGGGGGCCCUGCACCCCUCUGUGGGCUCCAUCCGACGGGUGGUGGACUUCUGAAAAUCACAUGACCCCCCCCAAAUAAAAGCAUGACCUUUGACCUGA